UGCUGUCUGAUGCAAUAUACAACUAGGGACAGUGAGGACGCGUUUGUACUGUUGCCAGGCUGUGGGUGUUGUGCCAGCCCCGGUUAUCCGGCAGUCAGCACCCCGCUGGCGCCGCCCUGCCUCUCCCCCUCCCUCGCCUCAUCGUCCCCGCCGGUGCGCAGCUCCGGCUCUCGCGAUAGAGAUAGCGAACAGGCUGGUCCCGACAUGGCGGAAGAGGAGGUGGCCAAGCUGCAGAAGCACCUGGCUCUGCUGCGGCAGGAGUACGUGAAAAUGCAACAGAGGCUGGUGGAGACGGAGAGGAAGUGCGCCAUGCUGGCAGUGCAGGCCAAACAAGAGAACGCCAGCGAGUCCUUCAUCAGCCGCCUGCUCGCCAUCGUGGCAGAUCUGUACCAGCAGGACCAGUACAGUGACUUGAAGGUUAAGGUGGGGGAUGAACAGCUCAGCGCUCACAAGUUUGUCUUGGCAGCACACACUGAGAGCUGGAGCCUGGCUAAUCUGGCAGCCACCACAGAACUAGACCUUUCAGAUGCCAAGCCGGAGGUUGCCAUGGCGAUGCUGCGCUGGGUGUACACAGACAACUUGGAGCUGAAAGAAGAUGAUGUGUUCCUGACUGAUCUCAUGAAGCUGGCCAAUCGCUUUCAGCUGCAUCUCCUCAGGGAAAGGUGUGAGAAAGGGGUGAUGUCGCUGGUCAAUGUCCGGAACUGCAUUCGCUUCUACCAGACAGCCGAGGAGCUCUGUGCCAGCACUCUGCUGAAUUACUGUGCGGAGAUCAUUGCCAGUCACUGGGACGACCUUCGCAAGGAUGAUUUCAGCAGCAUGAGUGCCCAGCUGCUGUACAAGAUGAUCAAAUCCAAGACGGAAUUCCCACUGCACAAAGCUAUCAGACUGGAGAGGGAAGACGUGGUGUUCCUCUACCUCAUUGAGAUGGAUUCCCAGUUACCUGGGAAAGUGAAUGAACUGGACAGCAAUGGAGAUCUAGCCCUGGACCUGGCUCUCUCGCGCCGGCUGGACAGCAUUGCCUCCACCCUCGUCAAUAGCAAAGCUGACGUGGACAUGGUUGACCAGCAUGGCUGUAGUCUGCUUCACAAGGCUAUCCAGAGAGGGGAUGAGUUUGCCUCCACAUUCCUGAUCCGCCACUCUGCCCAGGUGAACGCGGCGACCGUGCCCGCUGUGGAGACCCCUCUGCACCUCGUCUGCUCCUACAGCCCCAAGAAGCACUCCGCCGAGGUGAUGGCAGGUGUGGCCCGCAUCGCAGAGGCCCUGCUGAAGGCCGGCGCCAACCCCAACAUGCAGGACAGCAAAGGGAGGACGCCUCUACAUGCAGCAGUGCUUUCAGGAAAUGAACCUGUGUUUAACCAGCUACUGCAGUGCAAACAGCUAGAUCUGGAGCUGAGAGACCAGGAGGGGAGCACAGCGCUGUGGCUGACCCUGCAGUACAUCACUGUCUCCUCGGACCAGUCUGUGAACCCCUUCCAUGACGUCCCGGUGGAAAACGGCACCUCCUUCGAUGAGAACAGCUUUGCAGCCAGGCUGAUCCAGAGAGGCAGCAACCCGGAUGCUCCAGACACCUCCACAGGAAACUGCCUCCUGCAAAGAGCAGCCAUGGCAGGGAACGAGGCUGCCACCCUCUUCCUAGCCACACACGGGGCGAAAGUCAACCACACCAACAAAUGGGGUGAGACCCCUCUCCACACGGCUUGUCGAAACGGGCUGGCGAACCUCACAGCAGAGUUACUGCAGCAGGGGGCCAACCCCAACCUCCAGACCGAGCAGCCACUGCCAGGGGACAGCGGGGCGUCUCCAGAGCAAGGGCAGGGUGUCUACCUGCAGAGCCCUCUGCACAUGGCCAUUGUUUACAACCACCCCGACGUCGUGUCAGUCAUACUGGAACAAAAAGCUAAUGCACUUCAUGCCACUAAUAACCUGCAGAUCAUCCCAGACUUCAGUCUGAAAGACUCCAUGGACCAGACUGUCUUGGGCCUUGCACUCUGGACAGGGAUGCACACAAUUGCAGCUCAGCUGCUCGGCUCUGGCGCUUCCAUCAAUGACACCAUGUCUAAUGGACAGACUCUGCUGCACAUGGCUAUCCAGAGGCAGGACAGCAAGAGUGCUCUCUUCCUGCUGGAGCACCAGGCUGACAUCAAUGUCAGGACCAGCGACAGGGAGACGGCCCUGCAGCUGGCCAUCAGUAACCAGCUCCCCCUAGUGGUGGAUGCGAUCUGUACACGGGGCGCUGACAUGUCUGUGCUGGAUGAGAAAGGGAACCCUGCCCUCUGGCUAGCUCUGGAGAAGGGGCUGGAGGACAUUGCAUCUACUCUGGUGAGGCAUGGCUGUGACGCCACCUGCUGGAGUCCUGGCCCUGGUGGGUGUCUGCAGACUCUCUUGCAUCGAGCCAUUGAUGAAAACAACGAGAGCAUGGCCUGCUUCCUCAUUCGCAGUGGCUGUGAUGUGAACAGCCCCAGGAGGCCUGGUCCCAAUGGAGAGGGGGACGAGGAGGCCCAUGAUGGGCAGACCCCGCUGCACCUGGCUGGGAGCUGGGGCCUGGAGGAGGUGGUGCAGUGCCUCCUGGAGUUCGGAGCCAACGUCAAUGCACAGGAUGCUGAAGGCAGAGCCCCAGUCCAUGUUGCCAUUAGCAACCAACACAAUGUGAUCAUCCAGCUCCUGAUCUCUCACCCGGAUAUCAGGCUCAACAUGCGGGACCGGCAGGGAAUGACCCCCUUUGCCUGCGCCAUGACCUUCAAGAACAAUAAGGCUGCAGAGGCCAUUCUCAAACGAGAGGCUGGAGCGGCAGAGCAGGUGGACAAUAAGGGGCGGAACUUCCUCCACGUGGCGGUGCAGAACUCUGACAUCGAGAGCGUGCUUUUCCUGAUAAGCGUCCAGGCCAACGUGAACUCCCGAGUGCAGGACGCUGCAAAGCAGACCCCCCUCCACCUGGCAGUUCAGGCCGGCUCGGAGAUCAUCGUCAGAAACCUGCUCCUGGCCGGUGCCAAGGUGACGGAGUUGACGAAGCACCGGCAGACAGCACUGCACCUGGCAGCCCAGCAGGACCUGCCCACCAUCUGCUCCGUGCUGCUGGAGAACGCAGUCGACUUUGCAGCGGUGGACGAGAACGGAAACAACGCCCUGCACCUGGCAGUGAUGCAUGGCCGUCUGAACAACGUGAGGUCACUCCUGACAGAGUCCAACAUCAACGCAGAGGCUUUCAAUCUCAGGGGUCAGUCACCGAUGCACAUCCUGGGACAGUACGGGAAGGAGAAUGCAGCUGCCAUAUUCGAGCUGUUCCUGGAAUGCAUGCAGGAGUACCCCCUGGAUAAACAGGACAACGAGGGGAACACAGUGCUCUUGCUGGCGUACAUGAAAGGAAACGCUAACCUGUGCCGUGCCAUUGUGAGGGCCGGGGCUCGACUUGGCAUCAACAAUAACCAGGGAAUCAACAUCUUCAACUACCAGGUGGCCACCAAGCAGCUGCUUUUCAGACUCCUGGAUAUGCUGUCUAAAGAACCCCCAUGGUGUGACGGGUCCUACUGUUAUGAGUGUCUCGCAAAGUUUGGAGUUACCACAAGGAAACAUCACUGCCGGCACUGCGGUCGUCUGCUCUGUCACAAGUGCUCCGUGAAGGAGAUUCCCAUCAUCAAGUUCGAUCUGAACAAGCCGGUGCGGGUGUGUGACAUCUGCUUCGACGUGCUGACCCUGGGGGGGGUGUCGUAGUGCCGGCCCCUUCGCCGUGGAGCACUGGCCAGCGAGCGCCCUUCCAACAUCCUUCCAACACCCAGGCAAAAACUAGGACCACAUUUCAAUGGUAUUCCAGUCUAGACUUUAUAAUUAAACUACAUUAUAAAUGUGUUAGCGGACUUCCAGUAGAAUUGAAAUAGCGAUUAAUUCAUUAAAAGACAAAAAAGGGUCAGGGCCCUUGGAAGCCCAGAACAGGGUUGUCAGGGUGGAGUUAAUUGGCACCCGAUCUUAUUAAUUAACAGUAAUUAGCAAUCAUGAAAUCUGUAAGUAAUCGUAACCCUGGUGGCAUGACCUGGCUAAAGCCUUAAAGCAUUCCUGCUGACGAUUCUUGGGUAACUCUCGCCAAUACAAAUCUGUAGUUCCAUUGAGGAGCUGAUUUCCUAGACUGUAGAAUCAAAAGCUGGGACUGCUGGUCUGCUUUAAUAAUUUACACAAGAAGUAGCUGCCGAUGCAAGGGAAUGGGAAUGUUUGAGCUACCGGUUUAGAGAUCCUUACCUUACUCUGUGCGUGUUUUUACAAGGUAUUCUGCUCAUUGCUUACACAUGUAUAAGAUCUAUGUUAAUUAGCCUACGCCAAUUUGCGAUGUGGCUUGCCCAGUGUAUCCAUGCAACUGUUUUAAUUGCCAAAAUUAUGAAUAACUAUAGUUACAAAACUUUCUUUCCAUUGCUAACUAUAGGUGUUUCAGGCAAAUUCAUGGUUCAGCAUGGUAUACUUACAAAAGGGAUUUUAAUGCUAAGUUGCCUUUUUACAAGGGGGUUUUACAGGUUUUAAGGAGAGACACAGGUAUGCCAGGGGAAAAUGACCCUUUGGGGGGAGGGAUGUCAUGGUUUGCACCUUGCAUUACAGAGAGUGCCACAGAGUGCAUUUCUGAUCACAUUGAACACCUAUAGGCUUGCUGUGACUGUGCCCAUUACACUGCAUGGCUCCAGCCACGCCGCCCUCUUCUACGGGGUCUACUGGAGCCAAGUUGUUUAAAUGCGGAUCUGUUUCCCGUCAUAUCCAGGAACAAGUCAAGCAAGUUAACUGACUUACUUUUGCAGUAAUAAUACUAUAAUAAUUAUACAAUUAACUUAGCUGACGUAGGAAAAUGUGUCUCUGGUGUUUUUCUCAUCUGAUCGUCCUGUACAACUUUGUUUUCCAAAUUGUGUCCAACUUGGCUGAAGUGACAUUCGUAGCAGGGACCGUGUUUUAUAGGCAGCAUGCACUCUUGUAUUGUAUCUGGUACCACUGCACAGAGCUGUCCUAAGCUUUAAGUACAAGAGACUCUCUCUGCUCAGUGCUGAUGGAAGAGUGUUUCCCCUAUAGCAAUUCAGCAGUUGUAACAAUUGUAAGAUCUAUGGAGAUUGGGCUUCAGAUUUUAGUUACAGCACAACCCUAUACAGCUAACUUUAAUCUACUGACGGUAUAUUGUGUAAACUGUUAUGGAUUUCUCACUUUAUAGGACUAAUUAACAAGGGCACUGUAGUAAUUAUGGAUAUGACACUAGGUGCUCUGUAGAUUGUUUUAUGGGGGGGGGGGGGGGGGUUGGCACUAGAUAUUGUUAAAUUGUACAGAUAAAUGUAAAAUAUUUUUUCGACCACUACAGCUGUUUUGUACUUUUAAUGCAGUUUGUGUCUGAUAUUAUUUUUUUUUUUGCAACUGUGACAAACCUUAAUCUUGCAUCUGUUGCUCUUUUAUGCACAUUGUAACGCCUGCUGCUUCCAUUAAAAGGCAUAAUGGAUA
Messenger RNA from Polyodon spathula (Mississippi paddlefish), 5454 nucleotides. RefSeq names its product ankyrin repeat and FYVE domain containing 1 (gene ankfy1). Bases 10 to 3708 code for a protein of 1232 amino acids. Gene Ontology annotation, molecular function: protein binding; metal ion binding. NCBI's taxonomy places the organism in Eukaryota, Metazoa, Chordata, Actinopteri, Acipenseriformes, Polyodontidae. The record is from RefSeq and is a predicted model, not a curated record. The transcript is spliced from 25 exons.